Messenger RNA from Cryphonectria parasitica EP155, 1821 nucleotides. RefSeq lists its product as uncharacterized. The transcript has 3 exons. Gene Ontology annotation, biological process: DNA damage response. Gene Ontology annotation, cellular component: nucleus. NCBI's taxonomy places the organism in Eukaryota, Fungi, Ascomycota, Sordariomycetes, Diaporthales, Cryphonectriaceae. The record is from RefSeq and is a predicted model, not a curated record. Bases 1 to 1821 code for a protein of 606 amino acids. Gene Ontology annotation, molecular function: histone H3K56 acetyltransferase activity.
AUGGCUUCUUCUGGGACCUUUCCUGGCUCAACGCCCACCAAGCAGCAAUGCAGUGUGGCCCUUCUCGACAAGCUUGCAGGUGUGCUCCCAAAAGGUUACAAGUUCACUGUUCAUCACCUCUCGACCCCUCCUACCAAGACCGACGCUCUCUGCUCAGCACCACCGGGCGCUCGUCCUGACCGAACGUAUCGCGAGUCGCACUUUUUGGCCGUCAGCAUCGAUGCCUCAGCGAAGCCCCGAGACCGAUCCAUGCCCUCGAGUCUGCCCUCCUCACCUCUGACUCCUAGCUCGCCGAGCGACAACAACCCCAGACAGGUUCUCGUGCUUGCUCUCGAGGUCUUUAUCUUCACUACAGCCUGGUCCAGCACCUUCUUUGUCUCCAAGGCUGACUCCACCGGCUACCUACACCUUCUCGAUCUGCCCAAGGGGACGCCCUCUCCGAUUCGCGAAGUGAGCUCUGCUUUCAUAUCAUGCCUUGUCGAGGAGCGUCGGCGCAACAAUGCCCAGACUGUCGUCAGUCUAUUUGCUCGAGCCCAGAAUCAGUACUUAUUUCCUGGAAGCGUGGACAACAAAGGGAAGCACGUCCUGGACGACCGGGGACUUGUGAGAUGGUGGUGUCGCGUGCUGGAUUCAGUGAUGGAGGGGCAGGGUACGCAUGAGGACGCCCUCUUUCGCCCCUCCCGUAGUAAGAAGGGCAGCUGGGAAGAGAAGAAGGCCUACCUCGUCGUCCCUGGGCUGGACAACUACGAGUCGCGUGCCUUCCUACCGCGAACACCGAGCGCCGCCUCCAAUUGGUCUCUCUGCCACCCUCUCGAGCGCAUAUCACAUUUUGCCAGGGAGUACGACUGGGUGCCCCCUAGAUGUCUGGUUCCCAAGUUCCCCGAUGAUCCCAAAGCGCGAUACUGCGAUGAGCUGGACCUCGAGGCCUCCAAGUCGGCGCAAUAUGAGGACAAGGGCCUGUGGCGGAGUGUGACGACCAUGGAUCGGUUCUGGGAGAUGAUGGCGUUCCGGCAAGAGUGUUCAGGCGGACACAUGACUGGUUUUCUCUGGCUUGUACUCGAGCCGAGCGGCUGGGGCGAGGCGAACGGAGUCGCCUCUGCUGCCGAGUCCCUGCUCACGCCGAGAACCUCGUUUGAUGGCUCGGUCCAGCUUCCGGUGACACCACCCAGGAGACGGGAAGGGAUUGCAGCUACGACACCUAAAUCGAGCCCGUUGAAGAUGGAAGCUACGCCAAAGUCAGGGCAACAGAGCCUAUCCAAAGGUGGCUCGUCUGCAAAGCCAUCCAAGAAGACCUCCCUCAGGGGGCCAAUCCGGUCUCGUCUGCCGCGCAUCAAGAAGCAUGCGCGCAACUAUGUCCCAAACAUACCAGAGUCGACAACUUACUACUACUGGCCGCCAGAAGGAAGAGGCACGCGCAUUGUCGCUGAAGCCGAUUACAAGCGAUCAGUCGAUCUGCUCACAAAGCUGGAUUUCGAGACUCUUGAGCUGGCAGUUGCGAGCUCCAGGAGGUGGACCAGCGAGGUCGGUGGCGGUCAAAAGUGGGCGCUGGACGUCGUAGGCCAACGGCCGCUUCCUCCCGCGGCCAACGCACCAAGUGGAACCGUGCAUGAUAUGGCCGGUCUUGUGCGUAGAAAGCCCAAGGCCCACGACACACAAAACAGCGUGGACAGUUCUGCACUGGGCCUAACUACUCCUCCUACUCGGAGAACCAGUGCGGCUGCAGACUCGGAUACCUCAGCAGUCAAAGUCUCGCGCAGUGAGACACCAGCUGUGAACAUAUUGGGUAGUGGGUUGGUGCGCAAGAAACCCAAGCUUGCAUGA